GAAUAUCCACAAUCCUGGGACCUAGAAAAGGCAUCUUUGUUUUCCCAAACAAAUCUGCAACAGUUUCUUCCUUAUGAAUGGUAAAUAGUAAUCAGAAAGAAAAGAGCAGCCAUGUUUUGGUAUAGAAACUUAAUCAAAAUCUCAACAGCAACCAGACCGAAAAGCCCCAUCACCACAAAUCUCCUACUGACUUCCUUAUCCCACUUCAGCACCGCCAACCAAUCCCCUGCGGUGGCUCAGCCUUCAGGGCUGGGACCCACCAAGCCAAAUGAGAAGCCAAGGGUGGUGGUGUUAGGGUCAGGGUGGGCUGGUUGCAGGCUAAUGAAAGGCUUGGACCCCAACCUGUACGACAUCGUUUGCGUGUCACCUAGGAAUCAUAUGGUGUUUACGCCGCUCUUGGCUUCAACUUGUGUUGGGACUCUCGAGUUCAGGUCCGUGGCUGAACCCAUUGCCAGGAUUCAGCCCUCGAUUUCUUCCGCACCCGGGUCGUAUUUUUUUCUUGCUAAUUGUACUGGUGUGGAUACUGAGACCAAUGAGGUGCAAUGUGAGACUAUUACUGCGGGAACUGACGCCUUGGAUCCAUGGAAGUUUAGGAUUUCUUAUGAUAAGUUGGUAAUUGCAUCAGGAGCAGAGGCAUCAACUUUUGGAAUCCAUGGUGUGAAAGAACAUGCAACCUUUUUGCGUGAGGUUCACCAUGCUCAGGAAAUUCGCAGGAAGCUACUUCUGAACUUGAUGCUAUCUGAUGUGCCAGGGGUUUCUGAAGAAGAGAAACGUAGAUUGCUGCAUUGUGUUGUUGUAGGAGGUGGUCCUACAGGAGUUGAGUUUAGUGGUGAACUUAGUGAUUUUAUUAGGAGGGAUGUUCACCAAAGAUACACACAUGUAAAAGAUUUUAUCCAUGUUACACUGAUUGAGGCAAGUGAGAUACUGUCUUCGUUUGAUGAUCGCCUCCGACGAUAUGCAAUUAAGCAGUUAACAAAGUCAGGGGUUCGUCUAGUUCGUGGGAUUGUCAAGGAUGUUAAACCUCAAAAUCUAAUUCUUAGUGAUGGUUCAGAGGUUCCUUAUGGAUUGCUAGUGUGGUCAACAGGUGUUGGUCCUUCUCCUUUUGUAAACUCUCUGGGACUUCCAAAAUCUCCAGGUGGAAGGAUUGGUAUUGAUGAGUGGCUUCGAGUUCCUUCUGUGCAAGAUGUGUUUUCAAUUGGUGACUGCAGUGGGUUUCUGGAGAGUACUGGUAAACCUGUGCUUCCAGCUUUAGCUCAGGUUGCUGAGAGACAAGGAAAGUAUCUGGCGAACCUAUUGAAUAAUAUCAGUAAAGCUGGUGGAGGACAUGCUAAUAGUGCCAAGAACAUAGACUUUGGAGAUCCAUUUGAGUACAAGCAUCUGGGAAGCAUGGCGACUGUUGGCAGAUUCAAGGCUCUUGUUGAUCUGAGACAGAGCAAGGAGGCAAAAGGGAUAUCUCUAGCAGGAUUCGUCAGCUGGUUUAUAUGGCGUUCAGCAUAUCUAACGCGUGUUGUUAGCUGGAGGAACAGAUUCUAUGUUGCUAUUAACUGGCUGACAACUUUUGUGUUUGGUCGUGACAUAAGCAGAAUAUAGAUUUGAAGAGAGGUCAAUGCCAGGUUAGCGGCUUGGAAAGUUCCUCUGGUGUUCAUCGGAGAAUGGGAUUAUCAAUGUUGCAAGAUCUCUAGUUGUUGCUCUGCCGUGUGAGCCUCCACUCCAAAAAAGGAAUCCAAUUCAAUAAUAACACUAUUGAUGCUAUUGACUAAAGCAUAUCAUCCCAAAAGUACCUAAAUUUCCCUUUGGCUAGUUUUUUGCUGUUCUUUAUGCAUUUUGUGUACACAGAAUUAAGUGAUAUAUUAAAUCCACGGCAGUGUAGACUGAACUAUAUAAAUAAAGAUCAUUGAGUUACAAUAGA
Molecule: messenger RNA, 1909 nt
Organism: Theobroma cacao (cacao)
Lineage: Eukaryota; Viridiplantae; Streptophyta; Magnoliopsida; Malvales; Malvaceae
Product: internal alternative NAD(P)H-ubiquinone oxidoreductase A2, mitochondrial
Cellular component (GO): mitochondrion
Molecular function (GO): NADH dehydrogenase activity
Source: RefSeq, a predicted model, not a curated record